AAAGGGCAGAUCAUAAAUGACAGAUCAUAAGGGGCAGAUCAUGAAGGAUAAUCAACUGCGUUGUAUUCAGAUUCAGCUAAGAACUAGCCGCUGCUUCAUUCACCGAUGUUUCGUUGAGGAUCUCUCGACGCUGACUGUACAGGAUAGAGAGAAGUACGUUACUCCCCGGGCGAGAGCUUGCGUUAGAAAUGUUACAUGCCAUGUGAAACUCUAAUCCGCUGAGUUAAUUACCGCCAAACCUUAACGGCCUCGAGGGACCACACCACAGACUUGGACAAACC
Messenger RNA from Babjeviella inositovora NRRL Y-12698, 281 nucleotides. RefSeq lists its product as uncharacterized. The record is from RefSeq and is a predicted model, not a curated record. The coding region runs from base 17 to 214 and encodes 65 amino acids. The transcript has a single exon. Lineage: Eukaryota; Fungi; Ascomycota; Pichiomycetes; Serinales.